Syngnathus acus (greater pipefish) is the source of this 1510-nucleotide messenger RNA. RefSeq names its product galectin-3-like. The coding region runs from base 25 to 1200 and encodes 391 amino acids. The transcript has 8 exons. Gene Ontology annotation, molecular function: carbohydrate binding. Lineage: Eukaryota; Metazoa; Chordata; Actinopteri; Syngnathiformes; Syngnathidae. The record is from RefSeq and is a predicted model, not a curated record.
GAGACCGAGACGGGGUCAGCAACCAUGAAGCUGUCAUUCACCGCGAGGCUCUUCAUCGCCUUCGGCCUGUGUUGGACCUGCGCAGGGCUGCCCAGGUGUCUGGCCGGCUGGCAGGAGUACAACGGCCGCUGUUACUACUUUUCAAAGGACAAAAAGAAUGCGGACGAUGCUGAAAACUUUUGUCGCCAAAACGGAGGACACCUGACAAGCGUUCUGGACCAAAUGGAGCAGUCCUGGCUGGCGUCUAGAAUGAACAAAUGGUGGCUCGGCCUGUGGCGCAAGAGCCUCAGAGACAGGUGGCAGUGGAGAGAUGGAAGUCCUUAUGUUGCGUCUGAGGCAUUCUGGGCUCCAACACAGCCAAACAACCCCCCUUACACCGACAAGCCUGAAUUCUGCGUGGUGAAGUGGAACCUCUGGCACGACAUGUACUGCUCCCAUGUCACUAACUACAUCUGCAAGCGCGCCCUCCUAGAUAAGCCCUGCCCGCCUCCGCCUCCAGCCUGCCCUCCUCCGCCUCCGACCUGCCCACCUCCGACCACCCCUCCUCCGCCUCCAGCCUGCCCUCCUCCGCCUCCGACCUGCCCACCUCCGACCACCCCUCCUCCGCCUCCGACCUGCCCGCCUCUGACCAGCCCGCCUCCGCCUCCGGCCUCCCCGCCUCAGGAAGAGCCCAAGAUGUGCAUGAGCUCUGCCGAUGGGCAGGGAUGUUCCUCUCAUGACAUUGCAUGCUCGUGCCUGCUGGCCAUGGUUGCCAGCCCGAAAGGCGGAUUCCAAGUUGCUAUCAAAGACGGUUUGAGCGUGGGCCGCAGCAUCGUCAUCAAAGGACAAGCCAAGAGCAAUGUCACAAAGCUCGUCGUCAACCUGAACGUGCGCGACGAUACCGACGACGACAGCAGCGACGACACCAGCACCAAGGAAGUCACAUCAGCGCUCCACUUGAACUUCGACUUUGCGAAGCAAAUCGCCUUGCUCAACACCAGACUGGCCGGCAAAUGGGGCGACAAGCAGACGAAGAACAUGCCCCAACAACUCCCCUUGAGUCGGGCCUUCAAGAUUGUCAUCAAGUGCGAGGUCAACGGCUUCAAGAUGACCUUCAACGACGACCUCCAGCUGGACAUCAACUAUGCUGUGCCUGACCUGCAAAAGAUCAAUUGGCUGGAGGUGUGGCAGGUGAUGCUGACCAGCAUCCAGCUGAUGUGACGGCGCCGUCCGACAACUGCUUCCCGUCUGGGCGACGUCACGCAAGCGGCAAUGAGCUCAAUUCAAACGCAUUCUUUCGCCCACCUUUUGUUGCUGUCCACUUUUAGCCUUGUAUUGAUCAUGAGAAUCUCACAGUAUGACGUCAUCACGGUAUGGAGGCCACACGGCCGUGUUUUUGUACUAUUGGUUAAAAAUGUCCUCGUGUGGAAAAAGAAAUAAGUAAUGUGAGGUAUAAAUAUUUGUAAUGUGAUGUAUACACACACUAUGAUUUAAUGAGUUCAUUUCAAUAAAGUUUUGAAGCAUAAGAAAA